GUGGCCAUGGAGGCGGGCGCCGGGGCCGGCGCGGGCGCCGCGGGCUGGAGCUGCCCGGGUCCAGGACCCACAGUGACCACUUUAGGCUCCUACGAGGUGUCUGACGGUUGUGAGAGGAAGAAAGGCCAACGCUGGGGGUCCCUGGAACGGCGUGGAAUGCAAGCCAUGGAGGGGGAAGUGUUACUCCCAGCCCUCUACGAGGAGGAAGAGGAGGAGGAAGAGGAAGAAGAGGGGGAAGAGGAGGACGAUCAGGUGCAAAAGGGAGGAAGCGGGGGCUCCCUGUCCCUCAGUAAGCACCGGGGCCUGAGCCUCACGGAGACCGAACUGGAGGAGCUGAGGGCUCAGGUGCUGCAGCUGGUGGCAGAGCUGGAGGAGACCCGGGAGCUGGCAGGGCAGCAUGAGGACGACUCGCUGGAGUUGCAGGGGCUCCUGGAGGAUGAGCGGCUGGCCAGCGCCCAGCAGGCAGAGGUGUUCACCAAGCAGAUCCAGCAGCUCCAAGGCGAGCUGCGCUCUCUGCGGGAGGAGAUUUCCCUUUUGGAGCGUGACAAAGAAUAUGAACUUAAGGAGAUAGAACAGGAGCUGCACUUGGCCCGGGCUGAGAUCCAGAAUCUGCGGCAAGCAGCGGAAGAUUCUGCGACCGAUCACGAGAGUGACAUCGCCUCCCUGCAGGAGGAUAUCUGCCGGAUGCGGAAUGAACUCGAGGACAUGGAGCGCAUCCGGGGAGAGUAUGAGAUGGAGAUCACCACGCUCCGCGCAGAAAUGGAAAUGAAGACCUCUGACCCUUCCAACAGCUUAAGUCUCUCCGACUUCUCUGAGAUGCAAGAAGAGUUGCAGCAGCUGCGGGACCGCUACCGCUUCCUGAAUGAGGAGUACCAGGCCCUGCAGGAGAGCAACAGCAGCCUCACAGGGCAGCUUGCAGAGCUGGAGAGUGAGAGGACACGAAGAGCAACAGAAAGGUGGCUGGAGUCCCAAACACUGCGGAGUAUGAUGUCAGCAGAGUCUCAGACUUCAGAAGCCGACUUCCUGGAGCCUGAUCCUGAAAUGCAUUUGUUGCGACAGCAGCUGCUGGGAGCUGAGGAGCAGAUGCAUGACAUGCAGAGCAAGUGUAAGAAAUUGUGCUGUGAGUUGCAAGAGCUGCAGCAUCAUCACCGGACCAGCGAGGAGGAGCAGAGGCGGCUGCAGAGGGAGCUCAAGUGCGCACAGAACGAGGUGCUUCGGUUUCAGACUUCCCAUGACGUCACCCAGAACGAGGAGCUGCGGACCAGACUCUGUGCCCUACAGCAAAAGUAUGAUGCUAGCCAGGAUGAGCAGAAUGAGCUCUUGAAGGUGCAGCUACAACUUCAGGCUGAGCUCCGGCAGCUCAAAAUCACGAAAUCCCAAGUCGUAGAAAGCCAAAGUGAGAAGGAGUUACUGUGCCGGCUCCAGAAGCUGCAGCUGCAGUACCAGAACAUCACGUGUGAGAAGGACAAGCUGCUGGACGUGCAGCAGCAGCUGCGGGACAACCUGCAGUGCCACGAGGCGGAGGUGCAGCACCUCAAGGGCGUCGUGGCCUCCUUCCAAGACAGCAGAGAGAAGUACGCGGAGAUGCGCGCCCAGCUGCAGGAGGUGAAGCGGCUCCACCAGACCAGCCGGGAUGCGCUGGAGCAGCAGAAGCACAUGUACGAUCAGCUCGAGCAGGACUUCCUGCUCUGCCAGGAGGAGCUGCAACAGCUCAAGACCACCCAGGCCAUCCAAGAGGACAAGGGGCAAUGUGCGAAUAAGUGUGACACCCUGCUCUUCAGACUGACAGAAUUGCAGGAGAGGUACAAGGCCAGCCAGAAGGAGAUGGGCCAGCUGCAGAUGCAGCAGUGCGAGCUCCUGGAGGAGCAGAGGAGGAUGCAGGAGGAGCAGGGCCAGCUGCAAGAAGAGCUGCACAGGCUCACGUUCCCGCUGCCCAAAUCUGGUCUCUUCCACAAGAGUCAGGAGCUACUUACAAAGUUACAAAACCUGUGUGAACUCCAGUUGCUCUACCAAGGCACGCAGGAGGAGCAGAAAAAACUGAUACAGAAUCAAGAAUGUGUAAUAAAGGAGCAGUUAGAACUGCACAGCGCACUGCAGCAUUUCAAGGAGUCUGGUUUGCGGGAAGUGUUGGAGGGUCCUGAGAAUUCCAGAUCACCCAAGUCCUCAAAAUGUGGUAACAGUAACAAGUCCAAGGUGAUCAUCGCCCAGAUAGAGGUUCUGCAGGAGCUGUACGAGGCCAGUCAGACCGAGCAGGAGCUGCUGCACAAGGAGCAGGAGCGGCUGCUGGAGGAGCGGAAGAGGCUGCAGGCCGACUUGCAGCUCUGCCUGGAAGAAAUGCAGCUGCUCCAAGCCCAGUCUCCCUCUCUAAAAAUGAGCCUUGAGUCCUACAAGAAGAGUUACGGGAGCACGACCGCCAGCAGAGAGGACAAGAGCUGCGACAUUGAUGACAACGAGAGCUAUCACAAGAGCUACAGCAGCAGCAGCCAGGCCAGCGAAGAGAGCUUGCUCAAGAGCUAUGACAGCAGCAGCAGCAGCACCAGGGAGUCCUGGGGGAGGAGUUACCGCAGCAGCAGCAGCAGCAGCAGCAGCACUGCCUGUAAGAGGAGUUACGGCAGCAACAGCAGCUCUGACGUCUUUCACAAGAGUUAUGUCAGCAGCAGCGCUGACAAUGAACUUGCCGAGCCUGAAGAUGUGGAGUGCUUAGAGGUCACGGUUGCCAAGGUGUUGGUCAAGCUGCAGGGAGUGCAGGGCCUGUACCAGCUCAGCCAGGAGGAGCACAGCCUGCUGCAGGAGCGGAUGAAGAAGCUGCUGGACCAACAGAAAGAGCUGAAGGAAGAGCUGGAUGCCUGUGAGAGGGAAUUCAAGGAGUGCAUGGAAUGCUUCGAGAAGCCCGCUGCCUCCCAGAACGACAAGAACGAGAUCAGAGACCUGCAGGCCAAGCUGCGGGAGCUGCAGCUGCAGUACCAGGCUAGCAUGGACGAGCAGGGGCGGCUCCUGGCCGUGCAGGAGCAACUGGAGGGGCAGCUGCAGUGCUGCCAGGAAGAGCUUCGCCAACUCAAAGAGAAGAGGUCCUCUGCUGCCAAAGAAACCAAGGGAAAGAAUGGCAAUAAGAACACUAACAAGAACGCCAAUGGGGUUACACAUAAAAAGGUGGCCAAGCCAAACCUGGAGAAUUCUGAGGGCUGCUUUGAGGCUGGAAAGAGUCUGGAGGUGGUGCUCUACUACAAGGCCAGCCAGAUGGCCUUGGAUGAUUUAACAAAAGAGGGAAAGAAGGAGGAAAUGAAAGCGGAAAAGGAGGAGGAGAAGAAGGAGGCAUCCUGGGCUGACCUAGUUUCUGAGCCAUCAGACCCUAAAGAGGUCGAACCCCAGGAAGAUCAGGCGGAGGGGUUCGAGGAGGCCCGCAGCCAGGAGGGCAAGGAGGAAGCCGACCAAGAGGAGGACGAAGAUGAACCUGCGGAGGAAAACAACCCCCUCAAACUUUCUGAGAGCAAAAAGGCCUGGUGGUCAUAUCGGCUUUGCUCUGGUGCUGGUGGGCUGAGACGUCGUCCUAACACAGAACAUGUUUGGGAUGUGGAAGCCUAUGGUGUUCUUGGCUCUUGCAGCUGUGGCUCUGUAUGUGUUACCCAACAUGCGACCGCAGGAGACAGAGUUCUGCCUCAUGGAGUGAUGGCGGGCCUGGGCCAGCCGAGAGGGCAGAUCCCCAGUGGCCACUGCCCUCAGCUUUGGGCAGGACACACCGUGCCAGAGCCCCCGCCCCACCCAUAUGUUCCACGUGUCCCCAUCUCCUUAGCCUCAGCCACUCGGGCUGGAAAGGCUUAUGGGGAACUGCUGGCUCCCAUCUCCUGCCUCGUCUAAGGACCUAGGUUCCUUGUAAUUAAAUGUCAGCUGAAUGAAAUGA
This is a messenger RNA of Phacochoerus africanus (Common warthog), 3898 nucleotides long. RefSeq names its product coiled-coil domain containing 136 (gene CCDC136). Gene Ontology annotation, cellular component: acrosomal membrane. The record is from RefSeq and is a predicted model, not a curated record. The transcript has 19 exons. Gene Ontology annotation, biological process: acrosome assembly; single fertilization. Lineage: Eukaryota; Metazoa; Chordata; Mammalia; Artiodactyla; Suidae. The coding region runs from base 7 to 3855 and encodes 1282 amino acids.